CAAACCCAAUCGAUGCCCGAGUAAUUGAUCAGAGGUUGCGUCCGGGAAAGGUUUUAUUUUUCCGGUUGUUUUGCCCUUUUUGUUGCUAACAGUCGCUUGUCGUUAAAGCGGGAUGGAUACCGACUUGACCUUCUCCUCUCGUCGGUCUCCUGUGGUGUGUUUACACGGCUGUGUAGCGUCCAGCCAGCCGCUAGCUUCAAAUAUAGGACUGGAUGUCCUGAAGCGUGGUGGUAAUGCGGCAGAUGCUGCAGUUGCCAUAGCAGCAGCGCUGGCGGUAACAGAGCCAUGUAGCACCGGUCCUGGUGGAGACGCCUUCUGUUUGUUCUACAACGGAGACACUGGAGAGAUCAGAGGAAUUAAUGGCAGUGGUCGUUCGCCUAGAGCGCAGACCCUGGAGUUCCUGGAAAGCCGUGGUUACACUGCAGAUGCCCCUCCUUCGCCUUUUAAUGCCUUGAAUAUCACAGUACCAGGGGCUCCUGCGUGUUGGUGUGACACUGUGCAGCUGUUUGGGAGUCACAAGCUGUCCUUUCAGGAGGUGCUGAGUGGGGCGUUGGAGCUUGCAGAGGUGGGGUUUCCUGUUGCCAAGGUAACAGCUCACCACUGGGCAAAUGGCGUGGCUGCUCUGAGAGAUGCUGGGAAGGAACUAGGUGGGGACCUGCUGAUUGACAAUCACCCUCCCAAAAGUGGACAAGUAUUUAGAAACCCUGCCCUAGCUCGGACCCUGAAGGAGCUGGGUGAACGGGGAAAACCAGCUUUCUACCAGGGCAGAGUGGCCCAAGCCAUUGUUGAUGUCAUCCGCCAACACGGAGGAGUCAUGACCCUGGAUGACCUCAGCAGCCACGACAGUGAGGUCAUCACCCCCAUAAGCACAGAAUACAAGGGCGUGCGACUAUGGGAGCCCCCUCCUAACAGUCAGGGACUGGCUGCCCUGCUGCUGCUCAACAUCCUGGAGAACUUCCCUCUCAAAGCUUUGGGCCAUAACAGCUCUGACUACAUCCAUGUUUUGGUGGAGGCUGUGUGUCUGGCACUAACAGAUGCUCUGUGUUACCUGGGUGACCCAGACCACGUGACCCUCCCUCUGGAAACCUUACUGGACAAGAGCUACAGCCGUCAGCGAUCACAGUGCAUCAGCAUGGAGAGGGCCAUGGAGGGAGUGGAGCCUGGCCUAAUGACAGGAAGUGACACAGUCUAUUUCUGUGUGAUUGACAGUCAUGGGAACGCAUGCUCAUUUGUUAACAGCAUCUAUAUGGCCUUUGGGAGUGGGCUGGUCCCAAAGGAUUGUGGAUUCUCACUACAGAAUCGAGGUGCCAACUUUUCUCUGCGUCGUAACCACAUUAACUGUGUUGCUGGGGGGAAACGGCCGUAUCACACCAUAAUACCUGCACUCCUCACAGCCUCUGCUGCCACAUCAGAAAAACCACAACUCCGUGCUGCGCUAGGAGUGAUGGGGGCUUUUAUGCAGCCACAAGGACACGUCCAGGUGUUGCUGAACAUGUUGGAGUUCGGGAUGAAUCCUCAAGAAGCUCUGGAUGCACCGAGAGUCUACGUACAGUAUGACCAAAAAACUGGUGAGUGGUUGGUUAAUCUGGAGGAGGGGGUCGACCAGGAGGUAGCUGAGGAGCUGAAAAAACGAGGCCAGAAAGUCAACUGGCCAAUCACGGGCCACAAGAGGUCUCAGUUUGGGCGGGGACAGAUCAUCACAGUGGGGGAUUGGUGGAACCCAUCUGUCAAUCAAGCCGAUCAUCCAGCCAGGGUGCUGUGGGCGGGAUCAGAUGCCAGAGCUGAUGGAUGUGCUCAGGGCUACUAGGCAUAGUUAACCUCCUUUCAUCUCCACUGUAGAUGUAAUAAUCUGAUAAACUGAUCACAAAGCUUUCUGAAGGCAAAUUCCUACAUGAAAUGUAGAGAAGUUCUCUCAGUAUUAGGCUGUGAUAAAUUUCACAGUGAACCUUUUAUUCAGCUGAUUGAUUUUAUUACCAUGUGUAACUUGACAAGAAUUCAGGUUGUAGCGCAGGAUGAUAUGGACUGCACACUGAUGAAGUGCCUUUUUUCAUCAUGCUCUUUUCUCAUUUUACUACUGUUGUCUGUUUACAUACACACUUGUAUGUAAUUGAUUAUUGCUACUGUAUGUGCUCUAUGUAGUCUGUGAGAUACACUAGCUGCAGACCAGUGUCAUAUGUCAUGUGUUCUGCAUUUUGAUGUCAUGGUUAGGGGUUUGUUUGCGCAAAUCUUUGUGUAACAUUAUAUUGUACACCAAAGAUCAGUCCCCAGAGGAUGAAUCCUGACGUCUGUUCGUCUUGUGGUUGAGAUAAUUAUCAGUUUCAGUCUCUAAUUAGUUGCUGCUAAUGUGGUGUUUGCUAGAAAUGGUACCAGGAUCAUUACAAACAGUCUAUAACCCUCCUUCCUCAAUAAAUGAUAGUUGCAUCAUUACUCGAGGCAACAUUGACAACUCAACAAAUUGAGUUUAGAUAAUGUAAUAAUGUGUGUGAAUUAAGUCAAUCAGUGACAUAUCAUAUUUGUUUUUGCUGUUGUUGAAAGCAGUCUGUAUUUCAAAUGAUCUGUGGUGCUAAAUGAAAUAUACUGGAUCUAUUCAGAAUGA
Messenger RNA from Lates calcarifer (barramundi perch), 2596 nucleotides. Its product is annotated as glutathione hydrolase-like YwrD proenzyme. Lineage: Eukaryota; Metazoa; Chordata; Actinopteri; Centropomidae. Gene Ontology annotation, molecular function: glutathione gamma-glutamate hydrolase. The transcript has 12 exons. The coding region runs from base 113 to 1807 and encodes 564 amino acids. The record is from RefSeq and is a predicted model, not a curated record. Gene Ontology annotation, biological process: glutathione catabolic process.